Messenger RNA from Spea bombifrons (plains spadefoot toad), 1109 nucleotides. RefSeq names its product clathrin binding box of aftiphilin containing 1 (gene CLBA1). Lineage: Eukaryota; Metazoa; Chordata; Amphibia; Anura; Pelobatidae. The record is from RefSeq and is a predicted model, not a curated record. The coding region runs from base 1 to 879 and encodes 292 amino acids. The transcript has 5 exons.
AUGAAGGAUGAGCAGGUUGCUAGUAUUAGUGACCAAGAGAACUCCAAAGCUCCAGGUUCUGCUUUGUCCGCCAUGAACGAGAUCUGUUUGCAGAGCGACCCAGUGGAACCCAAAGUUCUGCAUCUGGAGCACAACCACGAACGUCCCGAAGUUCCCAGCACAUGGGGAGAUUUUGAAAGUUUCAGUGAAUGCAACCCACAAUCUGAAGAUUUUUAUUACUCUGAUGAUGUGCAAGCUGGGCCAUCACAGCAGGACUCUCCCAGUACAAAUGGACAUCUCUCGGCUCCUUCCAAUGGAGAUGGCUUGUCUGAGCAAACAGGACGGGAGUCUUUUCUGCUACCAGAAGGGGACACAGAAGUCUUCAAGAACAUUUUUAGGGAUAGCUUUCCAGACGCACCUGUGAGCCACUGCAAAGAGGAUGUGAAAAGUUUACACCAACUUCUGGUGCCAUCUCCUGAAGAAAGAUGCGAUGGUGAAUCAAUAAAGACCCGGUUAUGGCCCAGUUGCAUCGGCUUAGACCAAGUUGACAAUAUCUCCGCUGCUAAACCGGCUUACGACUGGAAGAAUUCUCACGGUUGCAAGAAUCUUUUGGAUCUUCUUCAAGUCGAUUGCUCUGAGAAACCCUUAGAAGAUGAAGAUCGACCUUUGGAUGAUAUUACCUGUAGUGAAAUGUUUAGUGGGGAUGGAACUCUUAGCCCCCCUGGAAGUAAAGCACUUAUACAGACCAAGCUGCACGUGGCCCCAGGUUCCAAGCACGGCCACAUAUUUUCAUAUGAACUCUUUUUGAAGAAGUCACCUGCCGACGUCACUUUGCCUUUUCUCACAUUUAACGGGAAGAAAAGUUUUUUCAACACAAAUCUUCUACGGCUUAAUUUUUAGAUAUUUAUGGCAUAACCAGCGUUAUUUAAAGAAAAGACUAGUUGUGUUUAUAAAUUUUAUCUAUGUAUUUAACUUAUUGCACUAUACACCUCUGGUGCUUCCCAUCAAAAAUAUGAAUGCUGUAUUGUUGUGGGGCUGCAAAAACACAUUGGACGUGAUCUUCAGGACUACCGUUAAAAACGUGGUUCUACUUAAACACAGACUUCUGAAGUAAAAAAUUGCUAGUUCAA